Messenger RNA from Spirodela intermedia, 2434 nucleotides. NCBI's taxonomy places the organism in Eukaryota, Viridiplantae, Streptophyta, Magnoliopsida, Alismatales, Araceae. The record is from the annotation of a GenBank genome assembly.
AUGAUCGAGGAGCUCCUUCGCCUGGCAGGAUCCGAAGUCGGGGUCAGCGUCCUGGUGGUGCCAAACGAUGGCGCUCUCCUUGUGCUCCAUGGAGGACCCGUCAGUCGUCUCCAUGUAGAGUCUCAUUACAGGCUCUGCCAUUUUCUUCCAGUCAAAGUCGGGGGUCAGCAAGCAUGUCUCCCACGGAGCAUCCGCGCUCCACCUGCCAGAAAACAACCACAGGAUUGUCAGCCAUGGCCGGAUCGAACGAAUGCAAUCGACAGUUCUAUCGAUGGAACAGAGAUCUUAAAUCAGAGUAAAACCAGUAGUGCUAAGAUUAAAAGGGGAGGAUGAACAAUGUGGCAAGAAAUAGGCUCUAAAGAUCAAACAGACUUGAAUUCGCAUGCUGGUAAUGAAUGAAGUCGCUUCCAUCAGACACCCAUGGCAACAUUAUGAAUUCCUACGUAGCCCACAAUCUGAAGAACAAAGAUUCAUCUGCGUAAGAUGAAGUCAACUGAGCUACGUACCUGUGGAAACCUCUGAAUUUCCCAUGGUACUGAGCAAUUUUAUUAAUUCCCUGACUACUUCCAAUUAUCUACCGUGAGUCGUAAAAAUGAUGCAGGAACAAGGAAACGUAUGUUCGGUGAGAAAGGCAGACCUAGUGAAGAAGCCAUGCUCUGCAGAGAUGCCCAGCUUCUCAACUGGGCCAAACCAUCUGCUCAAGGAAUCUUUCCCCCUGCCACUAACAACAAAGACGACAUUCUUUGGAUCGCUGCAGAGGCUCUUGAGCACCGAAAUGACCUCGUCGCUCGGGGACUUGUUCUCUGAAGCCUGGGGCAUCAUUGUGCCAUCAUAAUCGAGCAAGAUCAGCCGGCUGCUGGUCUUCCUGUAAUCCGAAGCAAUGCGUUCCACAGAGAGCUUCCUAAAGUUUGGGCCGAGGGCCACAACCCUGAAGCACAGGCCGAACCCGAUCCCCCAGCACCUCUUGGAGAAAUGAUCUCUGCAGGCUCUCUGCAGGUCCUGAUCGAAGCUCCUCGCCCAGUAAGCUACAUCGUGGGAGGUGACAUACUUGAAGUGCUUCUCAUGCCUAAGCUGCUUCUCCGGCUCUGGCAUCUUGAUGGCUAGAUUCAUGGCGUCAGCCACUGCAUCCACAUUCCAGGGGUUCACUCUGAUCGCGCCGCUGAGGGAUGGGGAGCAGCCGAUGAACUCCGAAACCACAAUCAUGCUCUUCUUCGGCUUGCCACCAAGGGCUGGGCUCCACUGCCGGCAUACGGUGUACUUGUAAGGCACCAGGUUCAUUCCGUCCCUGACCGCGUUGACCACACAGCAUUCCGCAAUCGCGUAGUAGGCGACCUUCUCAUAGGUCGGCACCGUGCGGUUGAUUAGGAUGAUUGGCUGAUAAUCCGCCGUGCCGAACCGGUUGUUGAUCUUCUCUGCAACCAUGAGCAUCUCCUCGUGGACCUCCUGCACAUCCUUUCCCUCGCUUCUUGCUGGAUUCGCAAUUUGGACCAAGACUGCGCGCCCCCUCCAUUCCUGGUGUUCUUCCAGGAGCUGACCCAUGGCCAGGAACUUCAGGCUUAUGCCCUUAAACAAAUCCAUGUCGUCGACGCCCAGUAACACGGUCCUGCCCUCGAACUGCAGCAUUAGCUCGCGGGCCUUCUCCCCGGCCUCCUGUGACCGCAUCACCGUCUCGAGCUGGCCCAUGUCUAUGCCAACGGGGAGGAUCUUGAUGCUGACCGUCCGCCCGUAGUACUCCAGGCCGAUGUACCCCCUCUUGGACUCGUAGUCGAUCCCCAGCAUCCGGCUGCAGCAGGACAGGAAGUGGCGGGCAUAGUCGAAGGUGUGGAAUCCGACGAGGUCCGAGUUGAGGAGCGCCCGGAGAAUCUCCUCCCUGACGGGCAGCGUCCGGUACAUCUCCGAAGACGGGAAGGGGGAGUGAAGGAAGAAGCCGAGUUUGACGCGGUACGAUCGCCGCCGGAGGAAGGUGGGGAGAAGCAUAAGGUGAUAGUCGUGCACCCACACGUUGUCCUCGUCUGUGUUAAGGACCUCGGUCACGGUGUCUCCGAAGACCCUGUUGGCGGAGACGUAGGCCAGCCAGAGGGAGCGGUCGAAGCGGACGCCACCGAGGGCGGAAGGGGAGACAGGAAGCAUGUAGUGGAAGAGCGGCCAGAGAUAGUGCUUACAGAAGCCAUGGUAGAACCGAUUGUGGACAUCGGCUGGGAGGAAGACCGGGACGCAGCGGAACUGAUCAUAUAGGAUCUGUUUGACCUCUUCUUCCUCCGAGGGGUCGACGGCGGCGUCGGGAUCGGAGGACGGAGGCCGGAUGGUGCCGACAUGGAGGAUCUCACACUGCGGGGGGAACCCCGCGCGAAGCUGCAGGGAGAGAGCGUCCGGGUCCCAUGAGAAUCGCCACCGGCGGGUGGCCGGAUCCCGGUGGCUCCGGAUGGGAAGCUGA